AUGAGCGGGCGCUGCCGGGCGGGCGCGGCUUCGCUGCUGCGGGGGCUGAUCGGCCCCGCUGCCCUCGGCCUGGGCGGGAGCAUGAGCCUUUGCGGGACGCCGGCCGCCUGCGCCGCGGGCCCCGCGAGUGGCGGCGGCGGCGGCUUCUCCUCGGCGCGGCUGAGCCCGCCGUGGCUGCGGCUGCCGGAGGUGACGGGCGCGGAGCCGCAGCGGGCCAACGAGCUGCUGCUGCUGCUGCCCCCGGCCCCGCGCGGCCCGACGCCGCCUCAGCAUCACGUCGUGUACUUCCCGGGGGACGUGCAGAACUAUUAUGACAUCAUGUCUUGCCACCCAGAAAACUUUCAGUGGGAGCACUGGAGUUUCGAAAAUGUUGCUACCAUACUUGCUCACCGAUUCCCUGAUAGUUUUAUUUGGGUCGUAAAGUGUUCUCGAAUGCACUUGCACAAAUUCAGUUGUUAUGACAACUUUGUGGCUAGCAACAUGUUUGGAGCACCAGAGCACAGCACCGACUUUGGAGCUUUCAAGCAUCUCCACGCGUUGCUAGUUAAUGCAUUCAGACUCUCUCAGAAUAUUCUGCAGUCCCAGACAACCGCGCACGGUUUCAGCAAGGAUGCAAAAGUAUCUGCUCGUAAAUCAGAGCCGCAGUCUGUUCCUACAGCAAAUGGCUGCUCAUCCACAGAAAGAGAGAAAGAUUGUGAAUGCUCUAAUAAUUCCACCAUGAACUUCAUUAUACCAUCUGCUGUAGGUGCAGUGUCGUUUACUUUGAUCGGCUUCAGUAAAGGUUGUGUGGUUUUGAACCAGCUGCUUUACGAGCUGAAAGAAGCUAAGAAAGACAAGAAUACCGAUGCCUUCCUAAAAAACAUAAAAGCCAUUUACUGGUUGGAUGGUGGUCACUCGGGAGGAAGCAACACUUGGGUUACUUAUCCUGAAGUGCUGAAAGAGCUUGCACAGACAGGAAUUGAAGUUCAUUCUCACGUUACACCAUAUCAAGUGUUUGACACAAUGAGAUCAUGGAUUGGGAGAGAGCAUGAGAAAUUUGUACAGAUACUUGAAGAAUUUGGUGUGGAAAUAAAUGAUCAACUACAUUUUGCUGACGAAGUUCCCUCCUUAGAUAACCAUUUCAGAGUUCAUGAAGUAUUUUGAGACUGUCUCAAUAGUAUAUUCAUUGCAAAAGCACUUUUGAUGUGGUAAAUCCUGUUAUCUAGGUUUAAAGCUUUGAGCAGAUGCUUUCUGAAGAGAAUACUAAAUCAGGCCUGAGUUACUAAUAGCUGCCAUAUACCAUUUCAAGUAGCUUCAAAAGGAGGACAUCUGCAAGACGUCAUCAUUUGAUACCUGGAAAGAAAAAAUGCUAUGAAGAGUUAGUCUAUAAAUGUUUUCUGUUGUGUGAGCAUUUAUUGUUAAAUUAUUGACAGAAUUUUUAGUCCUGAAUGUCUACAGUCAUAUGCUGCCUUCAACGGGAAUUUUAAGUACUUGAGACUUUCACGUGUCUGGAUGGGUCAACUUAGUAGCUUCCAGGGCUAAAAACUUUGGUCUCUGUCCAUUAUUUUCUUUAUUUUUUUGGUGUAAGAUAAUGAUUGUUAGAGCAAUCUCGGCUCUCUGUUUUGUUGGAAAUUGUUUUCUUUAGUUAUCUAAAUCUUCCAGUUUUAUAGCGUUUCUCCUAAUUGAAAAGAAAUCACGAGUAUUUACCUUUGGAACAAUAGUGCCAAUCUGUUUUUCUUCUUUGUGAGCGCCUUGCCUUUUCUGUGGCUACAAAGUUUCCUUAACUCAUUGCACAGCAUCUGCUUGUGAAUAGCCUUUUCGCCUGGGAGCUUGAAGAUUUAGACUUAGCUGUGUUGAGUGACCAAGAAUGUUUGUAAGGGUGUAGUUUAUUGCUGUUUAAACGUACCUUCCUAUUGUUUUGAUUGACUUCUGUAAGGACCAGCAGUCAUAUCUGCAUUUUCAGCUCAAGGGGUAUCCUUAGCCCUUCUGAUCUGGGACUGGUGGAAGUUUUUGUUACAAACUGCAGCAUUAGCGUUCAUCUAAAUCAAGCCGUAAGUACGUAAUGUAUGAGAAGUUGCAUUAAAAAUUUUAGGCUGUUGCCUGUAGCUAUUUUGUAGUUCUUCUGUUUGUAGAACUGUUCUCUCCUUUCCACAUAUUGCAGCAGCUGCUUGUAGAGCCACCCAAAAAUCUAUAUUCAAAGCUCAAUGUUCUACACAUCUAGAAAUUAAAAAUGAAAAACAAACAAACCCAACACCCAAUUCUAACUAAAAACAAAGCCGGACAAAUCUUGCUCUUGCCUUGAGCCUGAGUAUUUUUCAACAUGAAAGAUGGAAGUAAUGCAGGAUUUUUUUCAGUUGUAAACAACUUUUUCUAUUUAUCUACAAAUAAAUGUUUGUGAAUCCUUAAAGACAAUUGCAGCUUUUACUGAUGAACCUUGACAUAAAAUGGCUUUGGAUUUCUUGAAGGGUAGAAAUAUAAAAGCAAGUUAGUGAAAAUUGUAGAGACAAAUUCAGUUCUGAAAAAUAUUUUUUUAUUCAACAUUGCUCCCAUAUCCUUCCCCCUUAUUUCUUGCUUCUUGUUAUUCUUAAGCUGUGGAAGGAAAGACCUGGGUCGUCUUUCCUCUACUGGGAUAUUUUGAAUAUGCAGGUUUCACUGGAGAUGUAUUCUGACAUCUCUUGCAAUGUUGAUGCACAUAUUAAUGACCACUGAAGAAUGAGAAAACUUUGUUGAAUUCAGAAAACUUUUUUAAAAACUCAAAAUAUCAAGAGCAAGAAAGAAUUGUGCAUACUUUACACUCAUGGAAGGGAGCUGUCAGUAAUUAUGAGGCCAUGUGUACCACUUUGAUCAAAACUAGAAAUAAGCUAUUUUAAUUGCUGAAGAAAAGAGCAACAUGUAAACCAACUAACGUAAAGGAAUCUGACAUCUAGUUGUAUCUAUGUUUGGUUUUCUUGGAGAUUUUGUUCAACUCUAUUACCAUUUUAGUGAGAUUCUAAAUACUUACCUGUUGUAAAGAAGAACUAUUUUGGUCCUUUCGAUGACCCUUGCAUCAUAUGUUAGGACUCUUUUCUCUAAAGGAAAUGUGGACCACCUUAAAAAUGGUUUUAGUGGUCUCCACAUGCCUGCAGAUUGCUUGAAAUAUCUUUUAAAUUGAAACAAACGAACGUAUCACUGACCUUGUUCCCUGUCAGUUCAGCUUAUCUGCCAAAUUAACCAGACUAGUUUAGAUAUGCUGAGACUUGCCCUACCCAGUAGCAGUGCAGAUCACAGACCCAUUUGUAGACAAUUCGGUGCCAGCCAAAACAGCGGGAGAGGGUUGGUACAAGCUUUUGAAAACAGCUAUUAAAAUAUUGGCAUCAUCUUCAGAAGUUCCUGAGCGGUUGUCCUUUUGGUGGAGGUGGCUUACAAUAAUUUGGUAAGCAAAAUCAGCUCAAGCAUUGCUGUGUUAGUUUGAAGAAUAAGCACUUUGUUGUAAAGCUAAUCUUACUGUGAGACUUCAUGUUGUGGAGGGAAAACUGCCUGCUUUCUUCAUUCUCUAAUAGUUGUAAUGCUCUGUUGGAUGUGCCUCAUUUAUUACAAAGCAUGCUAAAAAUGAUAUGCAAAGAAUGUAGAAAAUAAACUAUUUAUAAUGGGUGAAAACACUUCAAUGUGAGUGUAAAAUGAUUAAAGCUGUUGAGUUCUGUGCAUUAUGCUUUGCCAGGUGUUUGUGGUGACCUAGUUUAAAAAAUGAUUUGUUUCAAAGCACCUUUUUUUUUUUUCUUUUCAAAGCAGGCUUUGCAUUAGCAUAGUUGGCAUCCAUAAUUCUAAAAGAGCUUCCUGGAAACUUGCAUAUGUAGGAAAGCUGUUGUGAAGUACCCAAGGGCUGAACAUUUGUAUGUUAGGAUGAAAUGGGUCAUAGUUUGCGUGUGCUUGUUUCUCAAGGUUAACUGUAAAGGCAGUUUUUUAAUAUGCUUGGAUGUAAAUGCCUAAAGUUGAGUGGUUUUCAUGCUUGCUUGCACUUAUAUGUCUGAGUGGGGUAAGGAACGUUACAAUGUCCUUAGUCAACCAGGUAUGUAAUAGCUGGUAUUCUUCAUAUUACUUGCUUGUUUUUGGACAGUAGGAAAGAUGUUCUUCAGAUUUUGAGGAAUGCUAAUACGUUUUAAGUCACAGCUGUUAAAAAUCCCUUUAAGACAGUGCUCAGUUCUGUGAAAUUGUCCAGAUUACACGUAACAUAAAUGAUUCUACUUUGAGUGCGUCUUACAUACUAGAAACUUAGCUAACUUUUUUCCUACCAAAGGCUAAGGGGUGAUGUAGUCGCAUUUCUAUAGAUGCUUCUGUAAUGAAUUGGACCCCAAAGUCUGAAAGGUGAUUGAGGGUCCAAGACUUAAAAUGUUACUGAAAUCUUUUGUUCUCCCGGUGUUAACAUCUUUCUGCCUCCUAGUGUAAGUUAGCACUAGCACUUUAUAGUAAGCUGUUCUAGCUUAAUAAAUUCACAUUAAUUGCUGAUACAGAGAUAACUAAUAGGAGUGACAUGUAUUUGUUUCCUCCAGCCUCCCCACCUGGUCUCUUCCAAAUAAUUCAUUCAAUUAUAAGAAUACUUCAGACAUGUAUAAUAUUCUCUGUCCGGGUAACUUAAGCUGUUUUGUAAAAGUGAUUCUGCAAUAACACUGAUUAAAAAAAAUAUUGGAAAGAUGGACGACAGAUGUUCUGUGAAAAAUUAUGGAUGACUCAACUGGUUUUGUAUUGUUUUUACUGAGUUUCCAUACAGGACUGACAUAACUGUAUAAUAUAUUAAUCAUAACUGUAGCUUGAGGUAUUUGUUGCAUUGUUUCUUGAUAACACUGAAAUAAUCUAUAGUGCCACAUGUGUUUUAAUACAGGAUAUAUGGCAAUGUAAUCGGUAGCAGAUAAGCUACAGUGAGUAGCAGUCAGCAUAGAUGUUGUACUGAGGGACAUGGUUUAGUGAAAAUGUUGGUGACAGGUGGAUGGUUGGUCUGGAUGAUCUUAGAGGUCUUUUCCAACCUCGGUGACUCUAUGCUUUUGUAGUUGCUUUAGCAGAAACCCUGUGUUGAGCAGUGCUUUGGAUUCCUUGUGCCAUAGAAGCCAAGGGCUUCACAGCCCUUCUUGUAGCAACAUAACUGGUAACCUCUGUGCUCUCUUGUGUGCCCUACUUUUAGGUACUGCCUAGCAGAAUCUACAAAUGUAAAUUUUGUGAGGGGUGUCCCUGUACAAAACAAAAAGCAAAGGCUCAUGUCUCACACUGCAGUCUGCAGUCUUUGCAAUCUUUCUUUCAGUGUAAGAUCAUACAACACCUGUGUGGAGGAGACAGAUGCUGCCUUUCCCAGUGCCAGAUAGACACUCCUGACUGAACUCAUUUUAGCAGCAUUAAUAGCAUAUUUCAACUCCUCCCACUGACAAAAAAAAAGAAAAAAGAAGCCCACAAAGAUUUAUACAGUACUGGCUGCUCCACAUCAUUGAGAUUCACCAUGGAAAAACUGAUUAAGGCAGGCAUUUUGCUUAGAGUACUUCAGGUUCUAAAAUAGUGAUGGGUCUGAAGUAGUUUCCUGCCUUUGGGGUUUCAUUACACUUGUUUCUUAAGUGACUCAGGAAGUGCCAGAUUCUUUUUAAGCAAAUGAUCAGAAAAACAUCUGCUAGAAAAAAGGGAAAAAUAUUUUUUUUUCUAAACU
Molecule: messenger RNA, 5641 nt
Organism: Centrocercus urophasianus (Greater sage-grouse)
Lineage: Eukaryota; Metazoa; Chordata; Aves; Galliformes; Phasianidae
Gene: CUNH2orf69
Product: chromosome unknown C2orf69 homolog
Exons: 2
Coding region: 1-1143 (380 amino acids)
Cellular component (GO): mitochondrion
Source: RefSeq, a predicted model, not a curated record